Molecule: messenger RNA, 2185 nt
Organism: Benincasa hispida (wax gourd)
Lineage: Eukaryota; Viridiplantae; Streptophyta; Magnoliopsida; Cucurbitales; Cucurbitaceae
Product: protein LURP-one-related 4-like
Source: RefSeq, a predicted model, not a curated record
AAAAAUUGAAAGUCUAGGAAUCUAUUAAACAUAAAUUUAAAUUUAUAUCUUAGUUCUUGAAUUUAUUAGGGGGUUUGUUAAGACACAAUAUUAGAAAUUUGAGGACUUAUUAGAUAGUUUUGAAAAUGGCUUUUUCAUUUUUCCUGAAUUUGUGCAAAACUCAGUACCCACCAAAUUAUAAUCAUGACAAGGGGCAUAAAGGAAAACAAGUCAUAUCCGCUAGGAGGUUUUUUUAUGUGAUUCAGACAAACUCAAUAUUUGGAAGAGAAUUAAAGCAAUUAAAAGUCCAACCAAUAAAUUUAAAAAGAAAAAGAAAAAAAAAAAGUAAAGUAAUUGAAAGUCCAACCAAUGACAACACUUGCCAUCUUAAUUUUCAAUUCUAAGUUCUAAAUAAUAAAUAAAUAAUAGACAGCAUGGCUAAAAUUCAGUCGCAAAAAGCAAGCUUUGUUGUGAACUAGCAAGCAAUCAACUUUAAUUCUGAAAGAAAAGUAAAAUAGGAGGAUAUUAUUCUUUAUAAAUAUUAUAUAUAAAAAAAAAUAAGUACUUCCAUUUACUAUUAAGAAAACAAAUAAAAAAAUAAAGAAAAAUAUUUACGUGUAUCUCUAGUUACUCAUCUUUGUUCAAUCUAUCCAAUACCCAAUCACUAGUUGUCACAUGACAAACUUUUCUUUAUUUUGAAAAAAAUAUUAUUUUAUAUUUUUUUAAAUAAUAAUUAAGUGUAACUUAGGUUGCUCCUAUAUCAAGCCUUCCUUUUUAACAUAGUAAAAUAAUAAUAAUAACUCAAUUUGUCGUGUGAUGAAUUUUAAUUGGAUAAUAGGCCGCACAAAAAUGGAUGUAGCCACUAACACCUGAAUAUUACUCAAAAUAAAUAGUUUCAUUCAUCUCAUUGUAAGACUAUGAAAUCAUAUAAUUUCCAUAAAAUAAAUAUAUCUAUAUGUCGUCAUGCAUGAUAAACAUGAUGAAUUCCAUAAAUAAAUAAAUAAAUAAAAACUCCAACUCCAUGUUUUGUUUUGUGUUUAUUCUCAUACUUUUAAGUUGAGUUUCUGACUUGAUAUUUUUAUUUUAACACAUAAACUGAGAUUCUGUGAAAAUAUAGAUGAUCAUGGAGGCCCAUAAAGUAUUUGGGAGAGAAGACAGAAUCUUCUGUCCCAAAUGGCUAAAAGUUUCAUUUUCACCAAUUUCUCUAUUCUUUGGUUGUGAAGCUGCUUGUUUUCCUUGUAUGACAGCUGAUUCAAAGGCAGAAACUUUCACUCUAUGGAUGAAGUCUCUUAUCAUGCAAGGAAAUGGUCUUACUGUUUUCAAUGGAAAUGGUCGGAUCGUUUUUCGCAUCGACAAUUAUGAUGAGAAGAGCAGCCGGGAAGUUUUUUUGAUGGAUCUUCGAGGGAAACUUCUCUUUACGCUGCGUCGAAAGAGUAUCUGGUUUGAGUGUGAUUGGGAGGGCUUUAAAGAGGAUGGCGAUGUAAAUAGAGAGGAAAGAAAGCCAUUCUUUAGAGUGAAAAAGGUUCUCAGAUUUUUCAGUAAAAAGUUAAGCUGUGAUGUAAUAUUCUGUGGAGAUGAAUCUCAGGAAAGUUUGUGCUAUAGGUUCGAAGGGUUGUGGGGCAAAACAACAUUUAGAAUACUAGACAGCCGUGGAGGACUUGUCGCAGAGGCAAAGAGAAAGCAAUCAACUUUAGGAAUUCAAUUGGGAGAAGAUGUUUUGAGUUUGGUCCUAGUACAGACUAAUUUAGACCAUUCCCUUCUCAUGGCUCUUGUGACUGUGUACCUAUUGAUUCAACAUAGAAUAUGAUUCAUUUAAUUCAAGAGAGAGAACAAGGAGAAAGACCUGGGAAAAUGCCUGAAGAAUCUGAUGUUUCUUUGCUUCACGCAGCCAAAGUAGCAAAGUGGACCCAAAAUAGCCAGCUUCUUGACCAGUCCUACCUGCAACACUUUUUGUCCCUUUCCCCUUCAAAUUCUUUCAAGAGAAUAAGAGAGCAGCCAUUGGAAAGUAUGCAAUUUAAUUCAUAAAUCUUGUACAUGAAUACUUUUACACUGUAUGUUAGUAGAUUUCUUUUGGCUGAUAAGGUAUGGUUGGUGGUUUCUGGCCCACCUCCAGGUUCUUCAGUUAUUAGGCUUGGUGGGCUGAGAAUUGUAUGUCAAAAUGCAUCUGCCUGCAAUAGACUUAAUUACAAGAAAUUCCCUGCAAAAG